Protopterus annectens (West African lungfish) is the source of this 2259-nucleotide messenger RNA. Its product is annotated as vomeronasal type-2 receptor 26-like. The record is from RefSeq and is a predicted model, not a curated record. Bases 1 to 2259 code for a protein of 752 amino acids. Gene Ontology annotation, molecular function: G protein-coupled receptor activity. Gene Ontology annotation, biological process: G protein-coupled receptor signaling pathway. The transcript has 5 exons. Lineage: Eukaryota; Metazoa; Chordata; Ceratodontiformes; Protopteridae. Gene Ontology annotation, cellular component: membrane.
AUGCUGGGGAUGGUUUUUACCAUUAGUGAAAUCAAUCAAAAUCCUAAAUUAUUAUCAAACAUUACACUGGGCUUCAAGAUUUAUGACUCUUGCUUUAUGGAGAUUAAAGCCAUUCAAAGUGCUAUGUCACUGCUGUCAGGGAAACAAGUGCCAAUUGCAAACUACUGUUGCAAGGACCGACCAUUGCUUUCUGGCUUAGUUGGUGAUAUCAUGUCUUCAUUAUCCAUACCAAUUGCUAGGAUACUGGGACUUUACCAUUUUCCUCAGAUCAGCCCAGGAGCAAAUCAUCCCAUAUUAAGUGACAAGAUGCAGUUCCCUUCCUUUCUGCGUACUCUGCCACAUGACAAAUUUAAUAACAAAGCUCUGGCUCAGUUAAUCAUUCAUUUUGGUUGGAUAUGGAUAGGCAUUGUAUCUGCAGACAGUGAUAUAUUUCAAACAAGCAGUCAGCAAAUAAAGUCUGAGAUUCAGAAACUUGGUGGAUGUAUUGCUUUCUCUGAACAGAUCAGUAUUUUUUCUCCGACUGAAAAAUUAGUCAGGCUUGCCAAUCUAAUAAAGGAAUCAUCUGUCAAUGUAAUAAUCCUUAACAGUGAUGAAGUACAAAUUCAACCAAUGCUGAAUGUUCUGCACAUUCAAAAAAUAACUGGAAAGGUGUUUAUUUUAACAGCAAAUUGCCUUAUCUCAACUGUUAUUUUCACAGAAGACUCAUGGAACUUAUUAAAUGGGAGUUUAGGACUUGUACUUUACUCCAGUGACAUGCCAGGUUUUCAGGAUUUCUUAUCUGCACUUAAUCCUUAUGAGUCCCCACAUGACAUAUUUAUUAAAUUAUUCUGGGAGAAGGCAUUUAACUGUAAAUGGCCGGGGACUAAUACUUCUGGAACAGUGGACCACAGAGAAGCACAGUUAUGUUCAGGAGCAGAAAAGCUACCUGAAAUUGUGGCAUCUUUAUUUGAACUGCAUGAUUUAAGUUAUACCUACCAGACUUACCUCGCAAUGCUACAUUAUGUGAAACAUGUCAAUUUUAAGACCACGAUUGGUGAGGAUUUUUAUUUUGGUGCAGACUCUGAUCCCGUGCCCAUAUACAGUAUUAUAAAUAUACAGAUAUUUCCAAAUAACACUUACAAGUUAAUCAAAACUGGAAAAAUUGACUCCAGGGCAUCUCAGGAAGACAAACUCAAUAUAAACAUCAAGACCAUCUUGUGGCCUGAAGUCUACAAUGAGAUUCCCCGUUCUAUCUGUAGUGACAGCUGCCUUCCAGGACACAGAAAAAUGAUCAGACAGGGGCAAUCACUCUGUUGUUUUGACUGUAUUCCAUGUUCAGCUGGAGAUAUUUCAAAUGAAACUGAUGCAGUUGACUGCCUUAAGUGCCCAGAAGAUAAAUGGCCAAAUGAAAGACAUACUAAGUGUAUCCCAAAAGCCAUUGAAUUUCUGGCCUAUGAAGACCCUUUGGGAGUCACAUUGGUUGCCAUUUCAGGUUUCUUCAGCUUCACCACAGUUUUGGUUAUGUACAUUUUUAUCAAAUACAGAGAAACUCCAAUUGUCAAAGCCAACAACCGUGAUCUCAGCUACCUUCUUCUAGUAUCUCUUAUGCUCUGCUUCCUCUGUACUCUGAUGUUUAUUGGUAAGCCAGAGAAUGUGACAUGUAUGCUUCGACAGACUGUUUUUGGGACAAUAUUUUCCAUGAGUGUUUCUUCUGUUUUGGCAAAAACCAUCACUGUUGUCAUUGCAUUUAAAGCAACAAACCCAAACAGUAAUUUGCGGCACUGGGUAUGCUCUAAGACACCAUACCUCAUUAUUUUUUUUGGCACUUUUUGUCAGAUUAUUUUAUGUAUGAUUUGGUUAGCCAUUUUGCCUCCAUUUCCAGAAUUACAUAUACAAGUUAUGAACCCAAAGGUCAUAUUUGAAUGCAAUGAAGGCCAGGGGGUAUUUUUCUAUUGUAUGCUGGGAUAUAUGGGAUUGCUUGCCAGUGUAUCCUUCAUAGUUGCUUUUGUAGCAAGACAGUUACCUGAUAGCUUCAAUGAAGCCAAACACAUCACCUUCAGCAUGCUAGUCUUUGUCAGUGUCUGGCUGUCUUUUAUCCCAGCAUACCUGAGUACACAGGGGAAGUAUAUGGUUGCCGUGGAGAUAUUUGCCAUUCUAUCUUCUAGUGCUGGUUUACUCAGCUGUAUAUUUUGUUACAAAUGUUACAUUAUUUUGUUAAGGCCUAGUCAGAAUGACAAAAAGCAUUUAAUGGGCAAACUAACAUUUAGUAAUAAUACAUAA